This is a messenger RNA of Trichoderma reesei QM6a, 4200 nucleotides long. RefSeq names its product glycosyltransferase family 1. Gene Ontology annotation, molecular function: UDP-glycosyltransferase activity; hexosyltransferase activity. The transcript is spliced from 6 exons. The coding region runs from base 1 to 4200 and encodes 1399 amino acids. The record is from RefSeq and is a predicted model, not a curated record. Gene Ontology annotation, biological process: carbohydrate metabolic process. NCBI's taxonomy places the organism in Eukaryota, Fungi, Ascomycota, Sordariomycetes, Hypocreales, Hypocreaceae.
AUGGCCACAACGCCCACGCCCCGUUAUAUCAGCCCGGACGGCCACGAGGAUGCGGAUGCUGUAACUGCAACUGCAACUGCGCCUUUGUCUCCUCCUCCCAACGACGACCGAACUCCGACUGUCGAGCUCCCCGAACCUCUCCAAGGCAGCGACGACGAGACAAGCGAGAAUGUCGGGCCUGCGAAUCCCGGCCACAUGGCUGUGAACCUGAACCAAAGCAUCUUCGGUCUGAUUGCCGCCGCCGGCUCUCGCGUAGACUUCAACACGCGCUUUGACGACGGCAGCAGCGACGAGGACGAGGGGAGCAGCCUGAAGCCUCUGCGCUCACGACAUCGCGAUCUCUCACAAACCGCUAUACUCGGUUCAUUACCGGCCAAGGACAAGAGGCUGGGGAAGAAGCAGCCGUCUGGACAUCGGAUGCUCAAGUCCUUUGCGUCGUUGCCCAAGAGGACGAGCAGAUCUGGAAAGGGCUCCAGUCGGCUAUGGGAGCCUACCCAGGAAGUCGACGAGCAUAGCGAGACAAGCGAGUCGCCGUCUCCCAAGAUAUCCCUACAGCAGCCUGAAGAUGACCUCCGGAUAGCGCCCGUCAUGAGCAGGAUGCUAGAGGCCAAGGCUGAAAUGGCUAGCCGGUCGAGCUUCGAUACCGAAAGAGACUCUUCCGAAGACAAUGAACACAGCGAUGGGGAGCAUGUCACAGAGCUGGCAAAGAAGCUGAUGGAGAUAUUCAAAUUUGACGAACCCGAGCGUGUCAUUGAAGAGUAUCCCUGCUGGCUACUACAGAGUGUCUUGCUCCAAGGCUUCUUAUACAUCACUUCCAAGCACAUUUGCUUCUACGCACACCUUCCUAAGAAGACACACACCGUUACCAAGUCGGGUUUCCUGCUGAAAAGCGGCAAACGCAAUCCAAAAUACAACCGCUACUGGUUCCGCCUAAAAGGCGAUGUCUUGUCUUACUACCAGGAUCCCACAAACUUGUACUUCCCUCACGGCCACAUCGACCUCAGUUUCGGCAUCUCUGCUAGCGUUACCGACGAAGACAAGGAGGGCGUGCACUUUGACGUAGUGACGAGCCAUCGUACCUACAAAUUCAAGGCCGAGAGUGCGCCAAGCGCUAAGGAGUGGGUAAAGAGCCUACAAAGGGUCAUUUUCCGAAGCCACAACGAUGGUGACAGCGUCAAGAUCUCUCUGCCCAUCGAUAACAUCCUCGAUGUUGAAGAUACCCAGAUGAUGGAGUUCUCGGACACGUGUAAGAUUCGGGUCAUCGACAGCGAUGAGACCUUUGCUAUCGACGAGUACUUUUUCUCAUUCUUCAACUCCGGCAAAGAGGCCAUCAGUGUUAUCAAGGUCUUGGUCGAAAACGCAUCCGCUGAGGGACCAACUGCCGGCAAGGUCAUUGCAGCUCAAAAGGAAGAGUCUUCGAAUCAGUCAUCGCCGCACAUCUCCGGAACCGCCUUCAGGAAUUUGACCCGCGUAGACAGCGCGCUCACGACAAAGCCUCUGGGUACUGCCAGAGGGGACGGUUCUCCGGCAUGGGCGGAUUCGACAAGUCCGAGCGCCGACGAAGCAGGCGUGCUGAGCUUGAGAAGCUCUCGGGGCAGGAGUUCGAGCGACAACAAGACGUCAGAUCACGCUGAAGAAAGGAGGGAAUCGCGACUGCUAGAGUCGUCAGAGUCCAAUCUGUAUUCGUCCAUCGAGGAGCCAAGUUUUGCUAGUCUCACGCAGUCUGCGUUUGAAGACCCUUCUGCGAGCCAGAUUCUUCGAGGCAGCGACGUUUUCCAGAGUCCCACGAUGAGACACUCACAAACCUCCAGUCACGACUAUGGUGAGUUCAAGGGCAAAGAUGCAGCGUCAGGACAGGGGCCGCACUCCUCGGCGGCAGCGAGUCAAAACGAUGCGUCAAGCUACAGCGGUUUUGUUGAACCCCCGCGGACGUCGACGCCUACGCUGCAGAGUAUCACCAAAAUAGGGGCUUAUCCCCUACAGCGAGCCGGCGCAAUCGCCGAGUACCUGAACAAGACGGGCAAAAGAAUGAGUACCCUCUUUGCUACCGAGUCUAUGGGCUAUGUCGAGAAGGUUUCCGGCAUGUGGAAGGGCGAACGCAAGCACUACGACGAACCUGCCGGUCUUCGGCCCGAUCAAGACGAGCUGGAAGAGAACGACGAUGGUCAGAUACAAACCUCUAAUGAGCGGUUCCGAGCGCACUUUGCACUCCCCGACACAGAGAGGCUGCAGGCCACAUACUUUGGCUACAUCAUGCGUGUCCUGCCGUUGUAUGGCAAAAUCUACCUCAGUGGCCGAUACUUUUGCUUCCGAAGUCUGCUCCCUGGCACUCGCACAAAGCUGAUUCUGCCCUUGAAGGAUAUCGAGAACGCCCACAAGGAAAAGGGCUUCCGCUUCGGAUACUCUGGCUUGGUUGUCGUCAUCCGGGGGCAUGAGGAACUCUUUUUUGAGUUUCGAACGGCCGAGGUCCGUGACGACUGCGCGGUGACGCUCCUGCAGGGCCUCGAAACCACUCGCCAUCUUCUGGAAUCCGGAAUCCUAGAGCAGCACUAUAGGGACGAUGCAAGAGCUGCCAUUGCAGAGCGAGACGCCUUGAGUAUAGCAAGGGGGGAGGCGCUUGUCGAUGGUAAACAUGACCUGUCGCAAUCGACCGCUCUAUCUCAUGUCCCCGAUAUGACGCCCGGGGAUGACAUGGAGGCAUCAGUGGUCCAAUUCAAGGCGCCGCAUCCCAUGCGAAUCACAUGCCUUACAAUUGGCUCCAGGGGCGAUGUUCAGCCGUACAUUGCCCUAUGCAAGGGACUGCUCGCAGAAGGCCACAAGCCACGGAUCGCGACCCAUGCCGAGUUCCAAGGAUGGAUCGAGUCCCACGGUAUCGAAUUUGCGUGUGUAGAAGGUGAUCCUGGGGAGCUCAUGCGCCUCUGCAUUGAGAAUGGAACCUUUACCCUCUCGUUCCUACGAGAAGCCAAUGCGACAUUCCGAGGUUGGCUUGAUGAUCUCCUCGACUCCGCGUACAAGGCCUGUGAGGGAUCGGAGCUCCUCAUCGAGUCGCCGUCAGCCAUGGCGGGCAUUCACAUUGCAGAAAAGCUUGGCAUUCCGUACUUUCGAGCCUUCACAAUGCCUUGGACGAGGACCAGGGCGUAUCCCCACGCUUUUGUCACGCCGGAAAAUAAGAUGGGCGGCGCCUACAACUACAUGACCUACGUCAUGUUUGACAACAUCUUCUGGAAGGCCACUGCCCACCAGGUCAACAGAUGGAGGAACAAGACGCUUGGCUUGCCAAACACUAGCUUGGAAAAGAUGCAGCCCAACAAGGUGCCCUUCCUAUACAACUUCAGCCCCAGCGUUGUCGCGCCUCCGCUGGAUUUUUCCGACUGGGUCAGGGUCACCGGCUACUGGUUCUUGGAUGAAGGCAGCGACUACGAGCCUCCCCAAGAGCUCCGGGACUUUAUCAAGAAAGCAAGAGACGACGGCAAGAAGAUUGUGUAUGUCGGGUUUGGCUCCAUCAUUGUCAACGACCCGGUCAAGAUGACACAGGAGGUCAUCGACGCCAUCCUUAAGGCCGAUGUCCGAUGCAUCCUGUCCAAGGGCUGGUCUGACCGCAUCACCGGGCGAGACGAACCCGUGAGGCCGGCCGCCGCCGCCGCCGUCGAAGAGCCAGUGAUGCCGCCGGAGAUUCACGUCAUCAAGUCUGCUCCCCAUGACUGGCUGUUUCGACAGAUUGAUGCGGCAGCACAUCAUGGCGGAUCCGGCACCACGGGCGCCAGUCUUCGGGCCGGCAUCCCGACCAUUAUCCGGCCAUUCUUUGGAGACCAGUUCUUCUUUGCGAGCCGAGUGGAAGACUUGGGCGUUGGUGUCUGGGUCAAGAAGUGGGGGACGAAAUCCUUUGGCCGGGCUCUUUGGGAGGUCACGCGUAACGAGCGAAUGAUUGUCAAGGCCCGGCUGCUGGGAGAGCAGAUUCGCAAGGAAUCUGGCGUGGAGACUGCCAUUCAGUCGAUUUACCGAGACAUGGAGUACGCAAAGAGCCUGAUUAAGCAUACAGACGGGCACCUAGAGGCCGAAGAAGACGAGGACACGGAGGAGAGCUGGACGUUUGUCCGGGGCGAUGAACCGGAUCCAGAUGUGAUUACGACCAAGUUGAGCGAGGGAUUGGAUGGCGUGGCAUUGGGUAACAACAAUAGCAAGGCGUCGGUCAAGGCUUGA